Messenger RNA from Psylliodes chrysocephalus, 2094 nucleotides. Lineage: Eukaryota; Metazoa; Arthropoda; Insecta; Coleoptera; Chrysomelidae. The record is from the annotation of a GenBank genome assembly.
AUGCCCACGAAUGUGAGUACUCGAAGUGCGAACCAACAAAAGGUGGAUGAGUCUGCAAUGGAAGCAAUUAUAAAUAAGGUAUGUGAAAAGUUCAUGAACAAAAUUGAACAACAAUUUGACCAGAAGUUUGAACAAAUGAGUGAAAAAUUCGAUAGUCUUUGUCAUAAAAUUGAUAAUCUCGAUAAAACGGUUGAAACCAAUGUAAAUGCUAUCCAAAAAAACAUAAAGAGAAUGGAUGAUAUAGAAUAUAAUUUCAAAAAAAAUCGCAUAAGAAGAUGCCUUAAAGGCACUGGUAUUUUCAUCAACGAAGAUCUAGUUGAAAAGAGUUAUAAAUUAUUUAUGAAAGCGAUAAAAAUAUUCAAUCCCAGAAAUGUUUGGACACGAGGAGGAAGGAUAUAUAUUAAAUCUAAAAACGACGUCGUACACAUUAAAGAUGAACAAGAUUUAUCAAACAUAUCUCCACCAUUGGCCUACGGACUAUUGAACGAUGGUACUGCCAACAAGUUCUUAUCUAGAAGAUCGGUUUUUGUUUUACAUAUUUUCAAGCCCAACAAAAGUUUUUGCAUAGUAAAUACUUCGUUAAAGCAGUCUAACGUAAAAGCUCUAUCUUACCCCAAUAUGGGGGAAGAUUCCCCAGGAAGUAGUAAUCCACAACAAACACUACGUGCCAUUAUUAAAUCUAAGCUUACUAUAGAACAAAAUGAAUUACUGAACUCUUUACAUCAGCUAUCACCAGCACAAAAUAAGUCUUUAUUAGAUCUUGAGAAGGAACUGUAUAAAACCCUAGAAGAGUUUAAGGAUAAUGAAGAAGUGUCCAGAGAAAUAAUACAAUUGAAAAAUAAAGUUACUGCUUGUAAAUCUAAAAUAGUCACUUAUUCCCAAUCAGAUUUUGGCCCUUUUACAGUAAUAGUAGAACAAAAAGUUAAUGGAGAAAACAUACCGAGUCUACAUCCUAUGGAUUUAGGAAAAAGAUUUCAUGCUCUAGGAAUCUCUAAUGUUAAAAGUAUUAAAAAGAAAGGCAAACACAGAGUUGGAGUAAGUUUUAAUCUUCCACAUGAAGCCAAUAAAAUACUUUGUAACGAGACACUCUUACGUGAAGGUUAUAAAAUAUACAUUCCUCAAAGGUUUUUAACGGUCAAAGGCAUUAUUAGAGAUGUAGGCUAUUCCAUUACAAGUGAAGAUAUUUUACAAAAUGCUGGCAACAAAUACAAUAUUAUAGAAGCCCGUAGACUAAACAGGAGAAUAGUCACUCAAGAAGGAAUUCAGUAUCUACCUUCAUCUACUUUUUUACUAACUUUUAAAGGAAAAAAAAGACCUGAAGAAAUUGAAAUUUACACGUACCAUACUAAAGUGUUUGCUUAUGUUCCUCCUGUUACGCAAUGUAGAAACUGUUUGAGAUUUGGCCAUGCCCAAAUUCAAUGUAGAAGUAAAAAGCGUUGUAACUGCUGCGGUGAAAGUCAUGAAAAUUGUGAUAAAGAACCUGUAUGUAUUUUUUGCGAUCAGAAUCACAAAUCUACAGAUAAAAAUUGCCCUGAGUUUUCCCGUCAGAAGAAUAUUAACGAACUAAUGUCCUUUCAGGAUUUGUCAUAUUAUGAGGCAUCACAAUUAUCUCCUCCCAUUAUAUCCAGAAAUAUCAACAAAUUUAAUUUUCAACGUACCCCUCAGUCUUUUCCUCCGUUAAAUGCCACUCUCUCUGAAUCAUCCUCUUCAGCAAGACGGUCUUAUGCAAAAGUUACUAUGACACCAAAAAGGAAAAAGGUAAACGUGAUUGAAAAAACAGGCUAUGAUAUAUUAGCACAUAAAGGAGCUCUGCUUCCUCAACCGACCAGAUUAGUAUCUCAAUCAUCUGUAUAUCAAUAUACUCAAGAGAAGGUCACACCAAACACAAAAUUAGACUCUCAACCCUCAGUUUAUCAAUGUACUCAAGGUAAAAUAACACCAGAUAAUCUAUCUCCUCCGCAUUCUUCUCUAAAAAGUUCCUGGAUUGAUAUCCAUUUAGACGCAUCUGACAAUAACAAUCCUAAUGAUUCCGAGAGCAUGUUAAUUGAUGAUAUUCCAAAUACUCCUUUCUCUUCUUCAUUUCCAAAAAUUUAA